Messenger RNA from Carassius auratus (goldfish), 3090 nucleotides. It is a transcript of the gene adam8a, whose product is annotated as ADAM metallopeptidase domain 8a. Bases 127 to 2673 code for a protein of 848 amino acids. NCBI's taxonomy places the organism in Eukaryota, Metazoa, Chordata, Actinopteri, Cypriniformes, Cyprinidae. The record is from RefSeq and is a predicted model, not a curated record. Gene Ontology annotation, biological process: inflammatory response; regulation of cell-cell adhesion; proteolysis. Gene Ontology annotation, molecular function: metalloendopeptidase activity; cell adhesion molecule binding. The transcript has 25 exons.
ACCGGACGAGGAGGUAGUCUCUUCAUGCUAAUUUACCGGAUAACCGAGGCGGAGCUUGAACUUUCAAGUAGUCAAGGUCCCACAGCUGCCCACGAGUCCCGGAGCGAGUCCACAGGACAGUGAACCAUGAGAUACACUGGAUUAUUUAUAUCACUGCUUUCUUUUGUUUAUACAUGGGAGAAUCUCGAGGCAGCUUUACCUCAUGUGAUGCGCUAUGAUGUGAUCCGACUCCGACCUCAGGCUCUGAAAGAGCGAGCGAGGAGGAGCGCCUCUGCUCUCAAGAUAUAUCCUGAACAUCUUGAAUAUGAUUUGGCUGUAGAUGGGAGGAACUUCACAAUUUCUUUGCACAAAAAUAGGGAGCUUUUAGGAAAACAUUACACCCUCUCACAUUAUACCAAAGAUGGGCUUUCAGAGACAAAGUCUUCAGACAACACUGAUCACUGCUACUAUCAGGGACAUGUCCAUAAUUUUGAGGAAUCUUCAGUCAGUGUUGGACUUUGCUCUGGCAUGGAAGGGUUUCUGAGGGUCAAAAAUCAAGUUUACUUGAUUGAGCCCCUAGAAGAGUCUGUGGAUGGUGACCAUGCAAUUUAUAAGCAAGAGCAUUUAAGGACCAAGCAAGGGGUCUUUGGAUACAUUAAUGACACCGUCUAUGACCUUGGUCCAAAGUCUAGUGGGCUGUAUAAAGGCAAAAAUAUGAAAAACAAAGCCCCCGUAGGAGGACAGCGGAUUGUUGAGAUGGUUUUGGUCAUUGAUAAUACAGAGUACCAGAAGUUUGGAAGUUUCAAGAAGAUUGAAGAAAGAAUGAUGUUGGUUGCAAAUCACGUAGACAAGCUUUACCGGCCUUUAAACUUACGUGUCAGGUUGGUUGGGCUUGAGAUUUGGUCUAAUAGAAACCUGAUUGAUGUCAGCGAUAUACCAAAAGUUACUCUGGAACGAUUUCUACUAUGGCGUCAAGAUAGCCUUCUCAAGAGGAAGAAGCAUGACAAUGCCCAGUUUGUUACUGGUGUAGAUUUUGAAGGAACAACAGUUGGGUUGGCCCCAAUGCAUGCUAUGUGCUCCUCAUCCUCUGGUGCUGUGAAUCAGGACCAUAAUGAAAAUCCCAUUGCAGUGGCAUCUACCAUUGCCCAUGAAAUGGGACAUAAUUUGGGCAUGUCUCAUGAUGAUUCAAACUGUGCAUGCUCUUCUGACAAGGGCUGCGUCAUGUCAGACACCAUUGGGUAUGUUUACCCUGAUUUAUUUAGUACUUGCAGUAAAUCGUCCUUAAAGGAGUUUUUGCAGAGCUAUGACACCAGCUGUCUACUAGAUGUACCAAAUGAGGGUGAAUUAUAUGGAGGCCCAGUUUGUGGAAAUGCUUUUGUUGAAAAGGGCGAGGAAUGUGACUGCGGAACUGUUGAGGAAUGCAACAAUCCCUGCUGCAAUGCCACCACGUGUCGACUAACCCAAGGUGCCCAUUGUGCGCAUGGAGAGUGCUGCCACAAUUGCCAGCUGAAACAUUCCGAUAGCAUAUGCAGAAAGAGUGCUCACGACUGUGAUUUGGACGAGUACUGUACAGGAGAGUCAGCCUUCUGUCCUGAAGAUGAAUAUAAGAUGAAUGGAAUCCCUUGCAAUUAUAACCAAGGCUACUGUUACAAUGGACAAUGUCCUACACAUAAGGAGCACUGCAAGUUGCUGUGGGGAUCAGAUGCUAAAGUGGAUUCUAACAUCUGCUUUCGUAAUAAUGUAUAUGACAGAACCUCCAAGAGUGAUGAGCACAUGAUGUGUGGGAAAAUAUACUGUUAUGGUGGGAAUUCGUUCCCCAUAACCAAUAGAAUAUCAACAGUAACAAUUAAUUCAAAAAACUGCUACAUAGCUGUGGAUUCCUCACCCACAGGUGACUUAGGAAUGGUUCCAGCAGGCACCAAAUGUGACCUUAAUAAGGUGUGUUACCACAACCUUUGCCAAGACAUCAGUAUAUACGGCAGUGAGGACUGCUCUGACAAAUGCAACAGUCAUGGGGUUUGUAACCAUGAGAGGAAGUGUCACUGUGAUCCAGGCUGGGCACCACCUCACUGUGAUGUUCAAUUCUCAGAACGUCAAAAAAUGACAAAAGAAUCUGUGAUAAUUGGUGUGACUGCAUCUGUAGUUGUUCUUGGGUUGAUCAUUAUUAUUGGAGCACUUGUGUGUCACUGGAACAAAAUAACAGAAUUUAGAAAGAAAAGGUCUUUGAAGGACAUCCACACCUCCUCAGGCCAGUGUAAUCAGGCGUUCCAACCAGGAAGUGCAAAGAACAGUCCCAGAUUCACACAAUCACGCAUAAGUCAACCAACUUUCCUCGAGUCAUCCACUACUCUGGCCUGCAAACCUCUUUACUCUCCAGCUACGGCCUCUAGACCAGCACCAAUGCCUCCAAAGAAUGCACCACAAACUAGGACAGAACAGAUUGUGAAGCCUUCCGGCCCACCUCCUGGUAUUUCCAGAAACAUUCAUCCUGUUCAGUUUCAGGCAAAGCCCCUACUUCCACCAACUAAACCACUCCCUCCAUCAAGACCAUUGCCACCACUCACAUCUAAACCUGGGACAAAAUCAAAACCACCUCCAGUGCCUCCUGUGAAGCCUACUGGGUUGCAGCCAGCAUUCAGUCCACCUCAGGUAAUCCAGAAAGUUGCACUGAAGCCUCCUGUUAAGACCAGAUGAUCUGGAACAAUAUGAGUUACUCUAAAUCACUGGGAGCUUCAGAAGAACCUUGGUUAACAAAACAUGGGCAGCAGUUUACAAGCUGAACAAAGUUUGUGUUGUUGUUUUCUGUGGUGUAGCUCUGAAUAAUAAGAUGAAGUUAAGGAGAAGGUAAAGCAGAAUGUAAGAUUUGCACUGUGGGAAUCGCUUUAUUAUUUUGGUACUUUUUGUUGUUGUUGUUUGUUUUGUAAUUUGACUUUCUUUUCCUGUUUAUUUAUUUUAUACUUCAAUUUUAAAGAAUGUUAUUUGCAAAUGUUUUCAGUCCGUUCAGAUUGUGUCUAUGAAAGUCUACAGAGUUCCUCCUUUUAAAGUCACAUUGCUGUCUAAGUGGGGGAUCAAAGGUUCUCUCUUUUUUUUCAGUGUAUUAUGGUACAUAAA